Molecule: messenger RNA, 672 nt
Organism: Xiphias gladius (swordfish)
Lineage: Eukaryota; Metazoa; Chordata; Actinopteri; Istiophoriformes; Xiphiidae
Product: basic helix-loop-helix transcription factor scleraxis-like
Exons: 3
Coding region: 1-672 (223 amino acids)
Biological process (GO): regulation of transcription by RNA polymerase II; developmental process
Molecular function (GO): RNA polymerase II transcription regulatory region sequence-specific DNA binding; DNA-binding transcription factor activity, RNA polymerase II-specific; protein dimerization activity
Source: RefSeq, a predicted model, not a curated record
AUGACAUUUGCCAUGCUGCGCACAGCGCCUCCUGCAGGCCGCUUCUUAUAUGGCGACAUCGCACUCCUGUCCGAAGAUGAUGAUGAGAACGGGAGUGAGGGGUCAGGCUCUGAGGAGCGUACCACCAACUCCUCCAACUCUGCUGCCUUCCGCCUGUCCUCCUCAUCCCCAUCUGCUUUUCACAUCAAGGUGAACAGGAAGAGGAAGCUCUGUGGGGGAGGAGGGGGAGUUGGUGUAGGGGGCAUGGCGGGGAGGCUCGGCCCCCCGGGCUCGUCUCCCCCUGUGGAGGUUCGCCAGAGGACCGCAGCCAACGCGCGGGAGAGAGAUCGCACCAAUUCUGUCAACACAGCAUUCACAGCGCUGCGCACACUCAUCCCCACCGAGCCUGCAGACAGGAAGCUGUCAAAGAUCGAGACGCUACGUCUGGCCAGCAGCUACAUCAGUCAUCUGGGGAAUGUCUUGCUCCUGGGUGAGGGGCUUCAUGACGGACAGCCGUGCCAUGCCCCCUCACCACCGUUCUUCCAUGUUAACUCCUCCCCCAAUCGAGGAUCUGACCAAUCAACUCAGCCCAAGCACAUCUGUACUUUCUGCCUCAGCAACCAGAGGAAACUUAAUAGAGAUACAGAAAAGGAGAACUUGAUCCAAUGCAGGUUUCAACUCACCUUUGAUUGA